AUGGCCAUCCAAAAUAUAAAAGUCGCUCCGAUCACCAAAAAAACUCAAGCCAAUAAGAAUUCCCUCUGUUUUUGUCAGACCGUAUCACCAAUUUUCUUCUUCAUAAAAUGCUUUGGAAUACUACCUGUCACAACUACACAUGAAAACAACAAGUGCAUCUUCAAACGAUCUUGGCCAUGGACUAUUUACUGUGGAAUCGUUUUCAGUCUGUACAUGUACCAGAUAAUAGUAAAUGUCGAUUAUGAGAAUAUCCUGACCAACAAGUCUCUGAUCGUUCUUCUAAAUCAGAUGACUAACGCUGUCUACGCACACUAUGUUCUGAUCAUAGUACUGGCAGCUUAUAUCAAGCUCCCUAAGUACACCACAACAAUGAACAAAUUCGCACAAGUGUUUAAACACGGCAUACUGUGCCAGUCUGCCAGGAGAAUAGUCCUCACAACGCAGUACUGCAUUAUCUCCUUGUUCAUAUGCCUAGCUGCCUCACAAGCUGGCCUUUACUACUGGUUGCACCAGUCGGAGACUCAUCAUACCAAUUUCAGCAUCUCUGACUUCUUCUUCAGGUUCUCGCAAACGAUCUCCCUGGUUUUCUACUCGAAGUUCUUCGGCGUUGUAGCAGUGAUCAUAGGAGGAUUUGCAUGCUUCGAGAAACUUCUCAUCAGCAGUUUGAAGUACACUCCUGUGCAUCCUUUGGCUGGAAUCGAUGAGACCAAUAACGAGAGGGAUUUCCUUGGAGUCAUUCACUAUAAGCUUUGUAGGAGCGAACACCAUAUUCUGGCUGAAUUUUCGACGCUGACUGCAGCUGAACUUGUGGAGUACUUGAGGAUGUACCAUGAAGAUUUAUGUUUGUGCAUUUAUGCCUGGAAUGACUGUAUAGAUCCGAUGUUUUUGAUCCAUACUGUCUUGGAGCUUGCUAUUCUUAUCAUCCAUUGGUACGCUGUUGUUGCUCAUGUGGUUUAUAACUUCAAGAGUCCGAUGGCUUCAACUAUUCACAUACUCAACUGUGUGUUUGCUAUUUUUCACACCUACGGACUUUAUUUGUUCCUGAAGAAUGCACAGAAUAUCAAGAAUAUGAUUCAAGGACUGACAAAUUUUCUUCUGGAAUAUUCCACCAGGAUUUCCAGUCUUGAUGAACACCAACAGGUUCGUCUUUUCAUUGAGAAACUGAAGAAUCAUCGUCCCUUCACGGCAAGUGGAGUUUUCACAAUUGACCUAGGAAUUGCAGGACCAAUAUCAGCUAAUAUUUUGACUUACGUAUUAGUAGCUCUUCAGUUCGAGAUACCAAAAGAGUGA
Molecule: messenger RNA, 1290 nt
Organism: Phaedon cochleariae (mustard beetle)
Lineage: Eukaryota; Metazoa; Arthropoda; Insecta; Coleoptera; Chrysomelidae
Source: the annotation of a GenBank genome assembly